CGGAAAGCGCUCGUCGUCACGGCGGGCUCGCGUUACGGCUCUCGGUGAGGCGGAGGCGGAGCCGGAGCCGGAGCCGCGCGGGGUGUGAUGUCUAAAAGGGGGAUCGAUCUCCACAUUAAGUGAAAAUGGCCAAUCCUUUAAGAGGAGAAGUUCUGAAUCUGUAUAAGAAUCUGCUGUUUCUUGGCCGGGACUACCCGAAAGGAGCAGACUAUUUUAAAAGGCGUUUGAAGAACGUUUUUCUUAAAAACAAAGACGUGAAAGAUCCAGAGAAGAUCAAAGAACUUAUUAAGCGAGGCGAAUUUGUAAUGAAAGAGCUAGAAGCCUUAUACUUCCUUAGGAAAUACAGGGCCAUGAAACAACGCUAUUAUCCAGAUACCAGCACUAACUGAUCAUGACACUAUCAAUUGGCUGAAAAAUCAAUGCAACUCUGUGUGUGUACCAGGUAUUAUAAAGUUACUCUACCUUAAAAUGGCCACAUAGACAUCAUUUAUGUCAGGACCUGAGCUGACCGAUUGGAGUACAAUUAAUAGAAUUCAAUCGUAAUGACACUGUGAGCUAUAUCCACAAGCCUUUAUGUUCAGUUUUAUUACCAACAUUUUAUUAUUACCAAUAUUAUAAAUAAAAAAUUAUUAAACGUUAUCAGGUAAUAUCAUUAAAGGACAAUUUAGUGAUAUUACCAGUUCAUGAAUUGAGUACCCAAUUUGGAAACAAAAUAUAAUAGACUUAAGUUUCCUAACUUAAACGUUUUAGCCAAUCAUGCUUGGCCAAUUUCUCCAUUUUACCGUCAAAGCGCUUGCUUACGUCCCCUGGCUGGUGCACGCAAGCGCACCUUCCAGGUUCCCGACCCACCAGCAGCUCCGCAGGGUGUGUCCAGCCCAGCGCAGAGCUGUGUGAGGGAGGACGCCACAACGGCACAACACAGCUAUUUGUAAUCUGGCUGCAGGAUCCCGACAAGCCAUCAGGAAUGUUGUAAAAGCUCCUGAGUGAGUUAGUGCGACAAGGCCCACCCCUGCAUUGAAGUUUAAGCAAGUACUUUAACAGUCUGAAGACCGUACAGAGGACGCUUCUGAUUUCAAAGCUGAAUAAUAAAGAUCUCACUGGUAUCCUU
Molecule: messenger RNA, 1108 nt
Organism: Dipodomys ordii (Ord's kangaroo rat)
Lineage: Eukaryota; Metazoa; Chordata; Mammalia; Rodentia; Heteromyidae
Gene: Etfrf1
Product: LYR motif containing 5
Exons: 3
Coding region: 126-389 (87 amino acids)
Biological process (GO): respiratory electron transport chain
Cellular component (GO): mitochondrion
Source: RefSeq, a predicted model, not a curated record